Phacochoerus africanus (Common warthog) is the source of this 2095-nucleotide messenger RNA. RefSeq names its product lipase H (gene LIPH). Bases 112 to 1467 code for a protein of 451 amino acids. The transcript has 10 exons. Lineage: Eukaryota; Metazoa; Chordata; Mammalia; Artiodactyla; Suidae. Gene Ontology annotation, biological process: lipid metabolic process. Gene Ontology annotation, molecular function: lipase activity; carboxylic ester hydrolase activity. The record is from RefSeq and is a predicted model, not a curated record.
GUCACCACACCUCUGCAUUAGUUAUCUGAGCUCUCUGAGUGGAAAGUCUAAGGCUCUGGGAAGGAACUCAUUCUCCUUGUGAAUGUGACACACUCUGUCUCCAGUUCCCAUAUGCUGAAAUUAUUCUUCCUCAUCAGUUUGACGUGCUUGGUGAGAUCAGACACAGAUGAAACAUGUCCUUCAUUCACCAAACUGAGUUUUCACAGUGCAGUGGUUGGUACAGGACUCAGUGUGAAGCUGAUGCUCUACACAAGGAGAAACCCAACCUGUGCACAAGCCAUCAAUUCCACAGCUUUGGGGAACUUGAACAUGACCCAGAAAACCACCUUCAUUGUCCAUGGAUUCAGGCCAACAGGUUCUCCUCCAAUUUGGAUGGAGGACUUAGUGGCUGGUUUGCUCUCCGUAGAAGACAUGAAUGUGGUCGUUGUUGACUGGAAUCGAGGAGCUACAACUGUAAUGUACAACCAUGCCUCCAGUAAGACCAGAAAAGUAGCAGUAGUCUUGAAGGAAUUUAUCGACCAAAUGCUGGCAGGAGGAGCUUCUCUUGAUGACAUUUACAUGAUUGGAGUAAGUCUAGGGGCCCACAUAGCUGGGUUUGUUGGAAAGAUGUAUGACGGCCAGCUGGGGAGAAUUACAGGUCUGGACCCUGCGGGCCCUUUAUUCAACGGGAGGCCUCCAGAGGACAGAUUAGAUCCUGGUGAUGCCCAGUUCGUUGACGUCAUCCAUUCUGACAUUGAUGCACUGGGCUACAAGGAACCAUUAGGAAACAUAGAUUUCUAUCCAAAUGGAGGACUGGAUCAACCUGGUUGCCCCAAAACAAUAUUUGGAGGAAUGCAGUAUUUCAAGUGUGACCAUCAGAGGUCCGUGUACCUGUACCUUUCUUCCCUGAGAGAGAAAUGCACCAUCACUGCAUAUCCUUGUGACUCCUACCGGGAUUAUAGGAAUGGCAAGUGUGUCCACUGUGGCACACCACAGAUGGAGUCCUGCCCCCUCCUGGGUUAUUAUGCUGAUAAUUGGAAAGACUGUUUAAGGAAGAAGGAUCCUCCUAUGACUAAAGCGUUUUUUGACACAGCUGGGGAGAAACCGUUCUGCAUAUAUCAUUACUUUGUGGACAUUAUAACUUGGAACAAGAACGUAAGAAGGGGAUCCAUUACAAUCAAAUUGAGAGACAAAGCUGGAAACACCACAGAAUCCAAAAUCAAUCAUGAACCUGCAACAUUUCAGAAAUACCACCAAGUGAGUCUGCUUGCAAGAUUCAGUCAGGAUCUGGAUAAAGUGUCAGCCAUUUCCUUGGUAUUCUCUACAGGAUCCGUAAUAGGCCCAAAGUACAAGCUCAGGAUUCUCCGAAUGAAGUUAAGGUCACUUGCCCAUCCAGAGAGGCCCCAGCUGUGUCGGUAUGAUCUUGUUCUGAUGGAAAAUGUUGAAACGGUCUUCCAGCCUAUUCUUUGCCCAAAGUUGCACAUGUAACUGUUGUGAGGACUCCUGGGUGCCAGUAACAUCAAGAAUGCUGCAACUACAGGCUUUUUAAAGCUUUACCUCGCCUUUUCCUCAAGGCACAAAAAGGAUGGAAUACCAGGGUUUUUUUUUUUUUUUUUUCCCCCAGUAAUGUCUUAUGGAUGUCACAUUGUAAAAAUGUCAAACGACCUUGGAUUAUGAAACAGUCCUGGGAAGGGAGCCCCUAAGUAGGGCAAGUCAGAAAUAGCCAGGCUCCCGACGGCCCAGCGCCUUGUUAGUCUGUGUCCUGGGGCCCCAUUUGUUCCGACCUGUCGAUUCUGCUGCCUGUCACUGAGGUAGUUCUGCCCAUCGCAGCGGCCAGCCAUGCAUCUUAAAGGGAAGGACUGGCUGGCGACCUCACUUUGGACUUGACCCCACAUUCCCUGUGCCAGAUCCCUCCAGGCCCUGCAUGGAGACAGGAAUGGAAACUGACCUACCUUACAGGGCUCUUGUGUGGGGGGGUUUGGGAGGCAAGUCUGUGAAGGGUUCUUUGAAAUCCCCUGGGUGCCACAUCUGUGAGUGGCUUGAUACAUGUGAAUAUGCUUUUAUUUAUUUUGAUACAGCUUUUCUAAUAUGCAAUAAGAGUUUCUCCUUAUCAACA